Messenger RNA from Zootoca vivipara (common lizard), 2872 nucleotides. The record is from RefSeq and is a predicted model, not a curated record. Lineage: Eukaryota; Metazoa; Chordata; Lepidosauria; Squamata; Lacertidae.
CCGGCCGUCUCCCGCAACUCCGGCGCUUGCUGGGUCCACGGCCGUUUCCUUCCCGCCAACAGGGCACUGUGUUUCAUUGGUAGAGGUGCUGCCAUGUGGUGUCGCCUCUACCAAUGAAACGCAGCGCCAGGGUGAGGGAUGACCCUGGCACUGCAGAGCGGAACAGGGUCCUAGUAUCCCUGUUCCGCUUGCUUACCUCCCUGCUCUCCCAGCGCGGCUGGUGGAGGGAAAAGGGAGGCCGCCGUGCAGCUCCCCCACUUGCUGGGGCGCCCCUCAGCGCCCCCUGAUUGCCCAGGCACCCUGGUGCAACGCGCCACUAGAGUCAAUGGGCGAGUCGGGCCUGUUUACCGUACCUUCCCGCCAUGGCGGUACCUAUUUAUCUACUUGCACUGGAGUGUUUUUGAACUGCUAGGUUGGCAGGAGCUGGAACAGAGCAACGGGGGAUGCCGACCUUUUGAUCGGCAAGCCCAAUAAGCUCAGUGGUUUAGACCACAGGGCCACCCAUGUCCCUUUUUUUACCCCACUCACUAUUAACCACAAUUAGUUCCCAUUCGUGUGGGCUUAUGGCUGCAGGUGAGUAAGACCUACCAGGUAGGUUUGAGCCCCCAACACCUUUUUCUUUGCCAGCAGAACUCAGCACUCACAACCACCUCCAUUGGCACAGAGCUGCUUCUGCCAACACAGAGCACUUAAGAGCUUACCAUUCCCUUAGCGGUGGUGAGAUAUGUUAAAACAAUACCAGCUUUGUCUCGCACGCCCUCACCCCACCCUUCUGCAACACAUUGUGUCAGUGGCUCUCUUUGAUGCCAACGUGAGUGUGUGCGUGCGCGCGCCUUACUAUAUAAGAUUUAGCGAGAGGCAGCGUUACUUUCAACCGGGAUCUUGGCAAGAAAACCCACGCAAAAGGGAGAAGAAGAGCGUUGAGGGAAGAAAUGUGUUUUGUGUAGUACUCCUCGCCUUGAUGUCACAGGCACGGCAAGGACAUCACAAGGAGGAGUCAGAUUACAGUAAAAAUGGGCAGUGCAGCAUGCAGCGAGAGUCGACGCUAAAUCAGUGAGGGAUUGUAUCAGGGAGAAGAAGACUGCCUUCAAAACCCUGAUCCCAAGGAGGCUCACGUUGCUGUCUCGCUCGCUCGCUCUCCCUCUCCGAGGCUGGGAAAUUUCCACACUAUGUAGUAGCAUGAAAGCGGCUCGCUCCGCUUUGCAUCGCAGCACCUCGGCGCGGGAGCUAAUGCUGAACGCACAGCGCGCGGAUCCUGGCUGCAUGGUUAAUGAGAAACAUAAUGUAUUUUGGAGGUACAUGCCAGAGCCCCGCUCUUCCAGCCCUGGUACGUCCUCCAGCCCCAGCCCUGCAGCCUCCGUUGGAUAUCAAACCCUUUCUUCCAUUCCCUCUGGACACUGCAGCAGCUGUCAAUCUCUUCCCCAACUUCAAUGCAUUUCAGAACAAGAACAUGCACACCUCUUGGCCACAGUUCUGCAGCUCAGUUUUGUCCAAAAAAAUACCAGGGCUGGCUCUCUGUAGAGAAGAUCCAAAAGAGGUAGGGACUCAUGUUGGAAGUCUGCUGAUUGGAGAAAUGGACCCAAUUCAAAAAGCUGUAAUAAAUCAUACGUUUGGGGUUCCUCUUCCUCACAGAAGAAAGCAAAUCAUAUCGUGCAACAUUUGCCAGUUGAGAUUUAAUUCAGAUAGCCAGGCUGCGGCCCACUACAAAGGCACUAAACAUGCCAAGAAGCUCAAAGCACUGGAAGCCAUGAAAAAUAAGCAGAAAUCUGUAACUACCAAGGACAGCGCAAAGACUACCUUCACUUCCAUCACUACCAAUACCAUCAAUGCCAGCUCUGACAAAACAGCAGGCAACACAACAGAGGCACCAGCAAUAUCAACCACCACAACGGUCGAAAUUCGGAAGAGCAGUGUAAUGACAACGGAAAUCACCUCCAAAGUUGAAAAACUCCCCACAGUAGCCGCUAGCAGCAGCAGCAGCAACACCACCGCCGCCACGUGCUCUUCGGGAGAGACAGAGGAAGAAAAGGCCAAGCGGCUGCUCUACUGUUCACUAUGCAAGGUUGCUGUCAACUCCGCCUCACAACUGGAGGCGCACAACAGUGGCACAAAGCACAAAACUAUGCUAGAAGCUCGAAAUGGGAGUGGAACAAUCAAAGCCUUUCCCAGGGCAGGUGUCAAAGGCAAAGGACCCAUUAAUAAAGGAAACACGGGGCUUCAGAACAAAACAUUUCACUGUGAAAUUUGUGACGUGCACGUAAAUUCUGAGACACAACUUAAACAGCACAUAAGCAGUAGAAGGCACAAAGACAGAGCUGCUGGAAAGCCCCCGAAACCCAAAUACAGUCCCUACAACAAACUCCAGAAGGGAACACACCCACUUGGGGUGAAACUAGUAUUUUCAAAGGAACCUUCAAAACCAAUGGCUCCACGGAUUCUACCAAACCCACUAGCAGCUGCCGCAGCUGCUGCUGCUGUGGCUGUAAAUUCCCCUUUCAGUCUUCGAACAGCCCCACCAGCGACCCUCUUUCAGACUUCAGCACUUCCUCCGGCGCUCCUACGACCUGCACCGGGGCCUAUAAGGACCACCCACACGCCUGUCCUGUUUGCUCCGUACUGAACUCCGGGAAGGAAUUAAUUGUACUGCAAUAAUUUUUCAGAGCAAAAGCAAAACAAGAACAAUGAACUAUGCAGUGUUAAUUUAUAGUUUAAAGUAAAACAAACUACAUAUAUAUAUAUAUAUAUAUAAAUAAAUAUAUAAAAAUAAAAUUGAAGAGCUAGGACUUUUGAUAAGAGACCCGAACAAAUUCUAAAGAGGGGAAAGAGGCAGUAUUUUCUCCAGAUGAGAAUUUUUCUUAACUAUUACCACUUU